GGUUAACAUUUAAUCUUUGGGUUCUUCAUGGAGUAAAUUAAUCUCAAAGAUCAUCUCAACUCGUUUCUGGAAGCUUCUGUUCACUCCGGGGCCGAUGCUCCUGUGUGGUAGUACGCUGAGGCAGACUCUGCUGCUGUUUCCGAAGGGUCAUCUGUUGUGGAGAUCUCAGACUGGCAGGGGUCAGCUCAGGAUGGCCUCAUCACAUCCUCUGGCAGCGGUUUGUCAGAUGACCUCAACCCCAGACAAAGAGGCAAAUUUCAGCACAUGCAAGCGUUUGGUCGAGCAGGCCAAAGAUGGUGGGGCAAGCAUGGUCUUCCUACCUGAGGGUUUCGAUUACAUUGGCUCAAAUCGAGAAGAGACACUACAGUUGUCUGAAAGUCUACAGGGUGACAUCAUCACCAGACAUACACAGCUAGCCAAGAAGCUGAAUGUCUGGCUUUCUCUGGGAGGUUUUCAUGAAAGAGGGCAUGACUGGGAGAACGACAGACGAAUCUACAACAGCCAUGUCAUCAUUAAUGGACGAGGUGAGGUUGUCUCAGUGUACAGGAAAGGUCACCUGUUUGAUGUAGAGUUGACGGGGAAAGGCGUGUCUCUAAAAGAGAGUGCUUUCACCAUUCCUGGACCAAGUUUGGUGCCCCCUGUUCAAACACCCUGUUGGAAAGGUAUGGUAGGACUGGGUAUCUGUUAUGACCUGCGCUUUCCUGAGCUGUCAUUGGCUCUCCAGAGACAGGGGGCAGAGAUCCUGACAUAUCCAUCAGCAUUUACUGUGGCAACAGGAGCUGCCCACUGGGAGGUGCUCUUGCGAGCCAGAGCCAUCGAAACCCAGUGUUUUGUUCUGGCUGCUGCCCAAGUAGGAGCUCACCAUGCGAAAAGAUCAUCAUACGGACAUGCACUAGCUGUGGAUCCGUGGGGCGUGGUCAUGGGGGACUGUGGGGGGGCAGAUGUGGGUGUGACUAUGGUGGAGAUUGACUUGCAGAGACUACAGGACAUCAGAAGGGACAUGCCAGUCCAACAGCACAGGAGGGAGAGAGAGUACUACUCUUUUCUGGACUAAAAUGCUUAUCUGUCUUAAGUGAAGGAUGUCAGUAACUGGUAGAAAUGGCAGUGUCAGGACUGUAGCAUACUCUGAGGACCAGAUUUGAACUGGAAUAUGUUU
This is a messenger RNA of Colossoma macropomum (tambaqui), 1156 nucleotides long. RefSeq names its product nitrilase 1 (gene nit1). The transcript is spliced from 6 exons. The coding region runs from base 95 to 1054 and encodes 319 amino acids. Gene Ontology annotation, molecular function: hydrolase activity, acting on carbon-nitrogen (but not peptide) bonds, in linear amides. Lineage: Eukaryota; Metazoa; Chordata; Actinopteri; Characiformes; Serrasalmidae. The record is from RefSeq and is a predicted model, not a curated record.